AUGAGGCCAAUACCCUCAUUGGCAUGGAUUCGGCAUGAUAAGAUCCUACAAUUAUUUAUGAUGGGAGGUCCACAGCAACUCCGCGAAGCGUUCAGCAUUGCUCAGAACUUUCUGACCCCAGUCCUCGAUCGAGAGGAAAUACAGAAGACCCAAGGCAAAUCUUUGCUGCAGAUCCUCAGUCAGACUUCCGGGGAUCAUGAUGGUGCUCGUGAGGAUGCGUCGAGACCAACGGCGAUCAAUAGGGCUUUGGAUAUCUUGACCAGUAUCCACAAAUCAUUUGUAUCACCUGAGGACCGAUAUGGCUCCCUUCAAUCCAGCGGGGAGGUGGUUGAAGACUCGCCAUCAGAAGAUGCCAAGCGCCGUCGGAUGCUACAUGCAUUGCUGGACCUAAUUUCCCUGGAAGGAAUAUAUCCUUCGCUAUCAUCUGGCGUUGGGAUCCCACUGCAGCAGCGGGUGAUCUCGGUAUUGCCAGCCGGUGUCAUUGCAAAGCAGGCUCAAGUAGUUGCUAGCAGUGUACCGCACAAUGAGCCUCUUUUGCGCCGUAUAAUCGACGUUUUGGUUGACGUUCUCUUCGACCCGAGACCAAGUCUCCAGCCGAUCAUUCGUGGUCGUAUAUUGAGUGACAUAAUCAGUGGCACGUCCGAUCUAGCUUUCAACCCAAAUGCCACGGCAUCGUCUGACCGGAACGCAUAUCAGAAAACGUUGGUCAAGAUAAUUGAUGAUACCCCAACAACCGUCUUGCUGCCCACAUUGUCCGCAUUCCUCCAGUCGGAUACUGCGCAGUGGUUCAAGUCAACAAUCUCCGGCCAGAUUUCACAAGUUCCGCUACGGCCCGGCGGAGUAGUGCAAACUAUCAUGUUCAUUGCAUCGCAGUUUUCCCCAACACUAGGCCAAGAAGCACAAGACCAAUCAAACGGCCCUCGAUUAACUGUCCAGGCCAUCAUGCAAAUCUCACGGCUCCUUUCUUCUGUGCCAUCCAAUGUUGACCCAACCGCCUAUUUUGAGACAAUUGCUCCUCAACUGCUAGCAUUAAUAGACGGCGAUGAUCCAGAUCUGAGGAAAACUGCAUCGUACGUCGUUGGUAAUGGAAUUUUGGGGAAACGCGCUCAUGGCGCUCCUGGUACUAUUGGUCACUCCAUCUUUGUGGAGCCGAUUUUCAAUGCGCUUACCGCGAACCUCGACGCCAAAUCGAGGCGAUGGAUCAGUCGCUUCACCGAUAUCGAAGGCUCUAUGCCACACACCAUGGAAGUGGAGCCCUCAUCCAAUGUCUUGGUGGAUAGCGCCACAGUGGACCUGGCUUUAGACAGAUUGAGGUGUCUGACAUUGCAGCAUCCGAACCCGGGUCUCGUGAAACGAAUCGUGCAUCCGAUUCUUCUCCCACUGUGGGGUUUGGUCUGCUUCUCCCAGGAAGAAGAGCGCACCUCAUUCCAUGGAAGGGUCUUGCCCCUGCUUCAAACUUAUUUUGGUAUCUCCGUUGGAGCGCAACCCCUCAAAAAGCUGGUUGAUAAUCUUCUUUGGGAUGGAGGUGCGACGUGGACAUACAAUAAAGAUUCCGAAGCUGGAAUUGCGUUGCAGAGGCGGAAUGAGAAAAGAAACGAGCACUCAAAUAUGGUGCGGCUGAUCGAUUCCCUCCAAGCACGAGCAGAACUCUUCGUCAGUCUCCUUGGCUCGGAUCCUAGCAGUGAGGAACGGACCGGUGAUAUCUUCCUUUAUGUCAGUCAAAACUGGCUAGUACAGCCCCAAGGCUCCCCACUCCCUCGCACCACACUGAACGGAGGUCCCGUUGGCGAAAGUGGCAACAUCAUCCAGAAGCUUGUCAAUGCCAAGGUUGCAGAGAAGCUGCUUGAGAACUUCAAGGAGGCACUGACUCGGCGCCCGCUCCGAGUUUUAGAGCUCAUCAAGCAAGUCAUUGAUGGGGAGCUACAUAGACUUAGCGCGCAAGAGACGGCGAAGCAAGGCAAACAUAGCAAGGUGUCCCUGUCAUCUUUAGCCAAUAUCGUCGAAGCGGAGGACAAAGACAGGGAAGAAAUAGACAACGACUCCUCUGAGUCCGUCUCAACCGCCUUUAGUUUGAUGUCCACGCUGCUUGCAUCUGCUGGGUUCUCUCCCACUGCUGAAAUUCAGCCCCUCCUUGGAUCUCUCAAAAAGCACCUCGAUCAACUCAUUCCCUUUCUCCCUUCUACCCUCUCCAAAUCAGCGGCUACCUCGUCUAUGCUGCUAGAGAUUCACCUUGCCGCUGCAGAUGAAACCACAACCAAGGCAGUACCAGCUCAUGUUCAGGACCUUGACACGCAUCGUCAAGCACUCUCAAACCUCGACUCAGAUCUACCACCCGUGCAGGCCGAGGGCCUAUCGCUGAUUUCGAAACUUAUCAUGAACUCGUCACCCGUUCUUGAUGUGGGGUCAACCCUCACACUCCUGCUCUCACUCAUCACUGACACAUCUAAGACCGUUGCCAAUGAGGAAUACACAUAUCUCGGUGCAAUCAAGAUAGUUGGCACACUAGCAUCACGUCAUCCGCGUACCGUGAUCAAAACCUUGGUCGAGGAGUACGCAGACAGACGUGAACAACGAGCAUUGGACGAAAGGCUCAGAAUUGGCGAGUCUCUAUUGCGCACAGUCCAAGAAUUGGGAGACGCACUGGCCGGUGAGACGGCCAAAGUUCUUGGUGAAGGUAUCGUUGCCGUCGCAGGACGGCGUGGGAACAAGCAACAUGCACAGCAAGCCCGCAGGAAGCAACUUGCCAAUGAGAGACGGGAAAAGGAACGCGCCCAGCGCAAGGAAAAAGAACCGGCUAUGCCUGAAGGUUGGUCCAUUUCAUCUGGAGUAGCUAAGGCUGCCUCCGAACUUGACCUCACAGAACUUCAUUCGGACGAUGAAUCCCCAGAGCAAUCAGCGUACGCCACAAACGUCGUCGCUGCAUGGGCUGCUGGUGCAUCCGCAGAUGACGCCCCUGAUGACCUUCGCAUCCGGGCAUCCGCCAUUUCCAUUCUUGGAUCGGCCAUCAACGUCAACAUCCUCGGUCUCGGCCCCGUCAUUCUUUCUUCUGCCGUCGACCUCGCGCUUGCGACCCUAACCCUCGAGAGGGAACCGGAGAGUGCCAUCCUCCGCCGGGCGAGUAUCGUUCUGAUCUUCGACAUCCUCAAAGCUCUUGAGGCAGCGCGCGAGACGCGCGGAAACCAGGACAUCGGGUUCAGCUUUUCGCUUUUAGACGACUCUGGUUCCAGCAUGCAGGGAGAAUCGACCAUUGGUAACAUCCCCGCUAUGCUACGCACGCUCCGCUUCGUCGAGGGUAGUGAGGAGGACGGGCUCACUCGUGGAAAUCUACGCGCUUUAAUUGAGAGCUUGGAGGCUUGGUCGGAGAAGUCUUUGAUGUGGGGCAUUGGCGCCCAGGAUGGUCAGGAUGCCUUCAAUCCACAAUUUGGACUGAGCGACAGGAUCGCCGGUCUACAGGUUGAUCCCAUGGCAGGGGCAAACACUGGACGCCCGCGCAUCGAGGAGAUCGAAUGA
This is a messenger RNA of Penicillium egyptiacum, 3510 nucleotides long. NCBI's taxonomy places the organism in Eukaryota, Fungi, Ascomycota, Eurotiomycetes, Eurotiales, Aspergillaceae. The record is from the annotation of a GenBank genome assembly.